GCUCGUUAACAUGGACCCAAUCUAUGGAAAUACUGAUUUUGUAGAUUUAUCAAUCAAUGAAGCCUCUUACUGUAAGGGUAAUCCCACAGGAGUCCAUCAGAAGAGAGAUGUGACUCAAUCGAAGUGUACUAAAGUUCUUCUGUUGGAUCUCUGCGUCUCUGUUGUUCUUGCUUUUGGUGGUCUCUGUGUUUUGGGGGUCCUGUAUAAUAAUAAUCUUGGAGAUUUUGAAUCACUGCACGUACAGCACCAAAGGGCUUUAAUGCAACUGUCGGCUCAAGAGAUUAAUGCCACAACCAUGGAAAGUGAACUUCAUGAAAUAAAAGCCAAGAACAACAAACUAAGAGCUUCCCUUUAUAAUGCUCAGUCUGGCGAUCUCUCUGUGGAUGGCUGGACAGUUUGGCGUAGGAUGAUUUACUUCAGCACUGAUAAACGAGACUGGGCCGGCAGUCGUGCUGUGUGUGUUUCAAUGGGAGCUGACCUGGUUACUAUAACCAGCCAAAAAGAACAGGACUUCCUGGUGUCUAAAAUUAAAGAGAGUCACUGGAUCGGUCUUAAUGAUCUGGAGACUGAAGGUCGAUGGGUUUGGGUGAAUAACAAAACUCUUGAAGAGACCGGAGUAAAGUUCUGGCACAUGAGGACAUUUGGGAGAAGUGAACCUGAUAACUGGAAGGUGAAGGAUCCAUCCGGAGAAAACUGUGCCAGUCUGGGUGACAUCAACGGCGAUGUAGACACUUGGUAUGAUAGUUCUUGCAAAGAGCAGAAGAGGUUCAUCUGUGAAAAGAAAUAAUUUACUUUCACAUAUGAUAGAGGUUUGCUUUCUAAAUAUGCAAACACACUUCAGACACAAUAAUAAAAGACAAAGAGAAGUGUUAGAUUAGUCAUGUUCUCCAUUCAAGUGUGAGUAAAAUCUUAACCAUAUCAUGCUCCUGUCAUCCUUGUAAAUGUAUUUUGUUAUUAGUUGAAGGCUUGUGUUAGAGCGUGAUGUUCAGAUCCUGGAUUUUGUUCAGGUGUCAGGAUCUGAACUUGUGAUGCCCGUGUGAUUGUUGUCAUGUGUUUGGUCUUUGUUGUUAUUUGAUGUCACUAUUGUUGUAUAUUCUGUCUAGUAAAGUUAAGUUUAAUGUGUUUUAGGUUUUGUCCUCUGAUGGAUUUUUGUUUUGUUUUUCUAUUUUUAUUUGAAAGAGGUUUUUUGGUUGUUAAAAUGUGCUGUCUGUGCUGUGGUUCUUUCUUAUUAACUUAACAAAACAUCUGAAAUUAGAGAUAAGUGUGUGGCUUCAUUUGUAACCUGCAGAACAUUUUGCUGUUUAAAGUUUCUUAAUCAGAGUAUUGUCUUAAUCGAGUUAAUAUUGAAUAUUGAUGUCCAUGCAAAUGUAAUGACUGAAUUAUGAGACAUAACAGAGAAUCUACAAGAAAUGCAUCUUCUAUCCUAAGUUCUAAAACAUUGAACCAUCUUAUCUGAGAUUUAUAGAAAUGAGACCUUUUUACUCAUCGCACCAUGACCUUUAAAAUAAUACUAAACAUGAAUAUAAAAUUACAAACUUAGAACCACAUAAUAUGUAUACAUUACAUCAUAUAUUUCAGCAGAUACUCAGUGAUGUGAGCCUGAAGGCUAACUGUGCAAAAGCCUUUGUGAUGAAGAGAUUAGGAGCACAAAGAGUUUCAUGUCUGUAACCAGUUUAACCUGGAGGUCAAAUUUGGGUUAACAACACCACCUGAGGUUUAAUU
Paramisgurnus dabryanus is the source of this 1722-nucleotide messenger RNA. Its product is annotated as C-type lectin domain family 4 member D-like. Lineage: Eukaryota; Metazoa; Chordata; Actinopteri; Cypriniformes; Cobitidae. The record is from RefSeq and is a predicted model, not a curated record.